Molecule: messenger RNA, 2200 nt
Organism: Daktulosphaira vitifoliae (grape phylloxera)
Lineage: Eukaryota; Metazoa; Arthropoda; Insecta; Hemiptera; Phylloxeridae
Exons: 7
Coding region: 129-2189 (686 amino acids)
Molecular function (GO): nucleic acid binding
Source: RefSeq, a predicted model, not a curated record
UAUAUGGCUGCAGUUUGUGUUCGAAAAAAUUUUCGAGAAAAGAUAAUUUCUCAAGACAUGUUCAGCAUACACACGGGUUAAUAGGUUAGUAUUGUAUUUAAAUCUCAAAAAUUUAUUUUUUAUUAAAAAUGUAUUUAAUAGGAACUGAUAAAGUAUUGAAAAUGCGUUCUGUAAAUAUAGAAAAUGAAAUAAAAUCGGUUUGUGUGAAAAAUGUGGUUAAUUACGGUGCCAGCACCUCGAAAAAUUUUUACGUAGAUAAAGGUAAUUCGGUUAAGGAAAGCGAGAGAAAAAAUACUGAUACAAAAUUUUCUAAUACUAGAGACAGCGAUGAUAAGCUUUUGCUAGAAGCUGCAAAUAAGAUAGAUGCAAAUUCAAUGGACGUUCAAGUGGUAACCGUUUAUCCUGGUGAUAUCGAAAGUUGGAUUGACCGGUUUUCAGAAGAUAUCGAGUUUGAAGAUAUUAGUCAAAAUAACAAAACGAUCGGAACUGGGAUAGAACACGCGUAUCACUCUAAUCAAUCAAAAACAAAUAGUGAUUGUGUAAAAAUUUCGCGUGCGAAAAAAGUUCAAUCGAUUUUUUCGGAGAACAUCAAUGUACAUAGAAUAGAAAACAGCAAUCCAUGCUCCAUAAAUGAAUUUAUCAAACAAAACAGAAAUAGCAUUUAUGAUGUAUUUGAAAAUGCUAUAAGAACACAUACAGCUGUGAAGACAUCUUUAGAUCUAGUUACUACGUAUGAAAAAAUAAUUUUAAGCAAUAAUAAUGUAAACACACCCGUUAUUACUCAAACAUUUAGUAUUUCCCCAUUUAUUUUAACACCGUCGAGUAGUAUCUCCGAGUGGGUUACUACUAUUACACAUCUACUACAGAAAAAGUCCGAAGAGGUAGAAACUCAAGGUAGUGGGUGGGUAUUCAGAGGUGUUGUUUUCUUAGAUAUUAAUACUUUCAAGUAUGAUCCAUUAAGGGGUGGGUGUCAUUUUAAUUUACCAAAAAAAUUAUUUCGAAAAAAUGCAAUUGUAAAUAUUAAAUGUAGGGAGGAAGAUUGCUUUUAUUGGAGUGUGGUUGCUAGUUUAUUUCCGGUUCAGUCACGUAAUGUGGAUGUGACUAAACCAGAGUCGUAUCCACAUUAUAAUACAGUUUUGAAUACUCGAGGUUUGCGAAUACCUUUACUUCUAACCGACAUAAGAAAAUUUGAAGAAAAAAAUGAUAUAAGUGUAAAUGUUUACACUUACAUCGGUGAAAAAAUUACGGGUCCUCUACACUUGACCAGAAAUAAACGUAGCAACCACGCAAAUUUACUUUAUUUAGAUCAAAAAGACAAACCUUUCGGACAUUUCUGUUGUAUUUCGAACUUAGAGCGAUUAGUUUCCGUUCAACUUUCAAAACAUAAAUCUCACAAAUUUUUAUGUGAUGGCUGUCUAUUAUUCUUUUAUUCAGAAGCAAAACUACUCACUCACCAACUCGAAAACUGCAUGAAGGUUAAAACGGUUCUACCGAAACCCCCCAAACACAUGGUUAAAUUUCAAAAUUUCCAUAUGCAAUUCCCCGUGGAAUUCGUAAUUUAUGCUGAUUUUGAAUCAAUUCUAACACCUAUUGCUACAUGCGAUCCUCAACCUGAUAUUUCUUAUACCAAUCAAAUUAAUAUACACGAUCCCCACAGUUUUUCAUAUCAUAUUAAAUGUUCUUAUGAUGAAAAUUUAGAUCGCAUGGAAGAGUACCGGGGGGAUAAUUGCGUGAAGAUGUUUAUUUCUAGGCUUAGGGAAGAUAUUAUCCGUAUAAGCGACAUUUAUUCUAACCCUAUACCAAUGGAAGCGUUAUCUAUUCAACAACAAUAUAAUCACCAUACAGCAACAACGUGUCAUAUUUGUAAUGGUGAAUUACGCUUCCAUGAUAAGGUAAUGGAUCACUGUCACUUAACGGGUAAAUAUCGUGGUACGGCGCAUAGAGAUUGUAACCUGAAAUGUUCGGUUCCAUCUUUUGUCCCUAUAAUUUUACAUAAUAUGCAAAAUUACGAUUCUCAUUUUAUUAUUACGGAACUCGGUUUUAGUGAUGAUGACGAAGGAAUUGAAGUUAUAGCUAAAACCAAUGAAAAAUAUAUGUGUAUAAAAAAAACUGUAAAAACGACAAAUAACAACCGGAUAACUAUUAAAUUUAUAGACUCAUUAAAUUUUUUACCAUCAUCAUUGGAAUAAUUAGCUGAAAC